Molecule: messenger RNA, 3033 nt
Organism: Lineus longissimus
Lineage: Eukaryota; Metazoa; Nemertea; Pilidiophora; Heteronemertea; Lineidae
Product: polypeptide N-acetylgalactosaminyltransferase 11-like
Exons: 12
Coding region: 172-2025 (617 amino acids)
Biological process (GO): regulation of Notch signaling pathway; protein O-linked glycosylation
Cellular component (GO): Golgi apparatus
Molecular function (GO): polypeptide N-acetylgalactosaminyltransferase activity; Notch binding
Source: RefSeq, a predicted model, not a curated record
GUACAUUUUCCAGAUUUUGUACAUGUUUUGUGUACAAUAGUCCCACUGCAACUCUGAUUCAUUUGGACUUGGAGGCGUUCCCAAGAUUAUUUUGAGUGGCUUCACUGGCUGACGAAAACCAUGAUUUCAAAAUCCUGAACAAAACAUUAAGGAGUUGUUCAAGAAGUGAAAAUGAGGCGCAAGUUUUUCAGGUGUUUCACUUUUGGAAUAGGUUUUAUGAUCUUCACAUGGCUCAUCACAAUGGGCUUGUAUAGUCAUUUGAAUCGCACGGAACAAGACCGCUUGAGAUCUAGUAAUGAAAUACCCAGGGCAAGAUUAAAACCUAGAAAAGUUGUGAAAGACUAUGAUGGAGUUGCAAAUGUUGUGCAAGACAUUGACAGACAGGACAAUGAGAUUUUGAGAUUUGAUAAAUCUCGUGAAGGUGAAGAUCGGCAUGGCUUCAUGAAAAAUGGUGCUCGGAAGGAUGCAAUAGAGACUGUAGAUCUUGUUGAAUUGGGGAAAGUGCGAUCUCCGGAGGAUCAGAUGAUUCGUGACAAAGGAUAUCGAAAGUACGCUUUCAAUGCUCUGAUAAGUAACCGAUUGAGCUUCACGAGAACUAUUCCAGAUGUCAGAAAUAAAUUAUGCAAAACUCGAAACUAUCCAGAAAAUCUUCCUCGCGCGAGUGUUAUCAUUUGCUUUUAUAAUGAGGCCUACUCGGCGCUACUGAGGACAUUCCACACUGUCUUGGCAAGGUCACCAGAAAACCUCAUCAAGGAGAUUAUACUUGUGGAUGAUUAUAGUUCUGAAGAUGAUACUAGAGACAGGUUGGAGUCUUAUAUCAGAAGUUAUCCGAAGAUCAGCAUCAUCAGGACAAAGAAGAGAGAAGGGCUAAUCAGGGCAAGGAGCCUUGGGGCAGAACAUGCUACUGGGGAGGUCAUCGUCUUUCUGGACAGCCACUGCGAGGUAAACCAGGAAUGGUUAGAACCGCUUCUGGGUAGAAUCAAGGAGGACCGACGCAACGUGGUCGUUCCGAUCAUCGACAUCAUCAAUAUGGACUCGUUCCGGUACGAGGCAUCACCUCUGGUGCGUGGAGGGUUCACCUGGGGGUUACAUUACAGAUGGGACCAAGUGCCCCAAGAGAUGUUGAAGCCAUACUCAAAUAUAGCUAAUCCUAUUGCGAGCCCCACCAUGGCUGGUGGUUUGUUUGCUAUGGAUAGAACUUACUUCAUGGAGCUAGGAGAAUAUGAUAAGGGAAUGGACACCUGGGGUGCAGAGAAUCUAGAAUUAUCUUUUAGGAUUUGGAUGUGUGGUGGUCGAUUAGAAAUCAUUCCAUGUAGCCGAGUUGGUCAUAUCUUUAGGAAGGUGCGGCCGUAUGGGGAUCCUGCGGGUCAGAACAGUAUGAUGAAAAAUUCAAUACGUCUGGCUAAAGUCUGGAUGGAUGAUUAUAUUAAAUAUUUCUACCAGACUCGCCCGAGUGCCCGACAGUUCCAAGGCGGCAAUAUUACUGAGCGUGUUGAGCUGCGCAAGAAGCUAAAAUGUCAAUCAUUUGAGUGGUAUUUGAACAACAUCUAUCCACAACAAACCCUACCGAGUGCCCAAAACAUUCAAGCUACGGGAAAGAAACAAAAAUUUUACAAACCUGUUUAUAAAAGACCUUUAUUGCUUAGAGUGCACAACACUGACCUAUGUAUCCAGUCAUCAGAAACGUACUACAGUAAACGUGCCUUGCUUAUUCUAAAGCCUUGUGACGAGAAUGAACGAGGACAGACUUGGUUUGAGACUGAGGAUCAUAGUCUGGUCCUCGGUAAGAUGCUGUGCUUGGAUGCAGACGGAAAGGUGGAGAACCCGUUCAUUAGGAUCAUGAAAUGUUACGGCAAACGGGGACCACAGGAGUGGAAUUGGAAAGGCAUGAUGUUAUUUAACCCGUUCCUCGGCAUGUGUGUUGCGGCUACGAAACUAAAAGAUGGUGCGUAUAUUGAGAUGAGGGCGUGUGAUCGGAAUGACGCGUUGAUACAGAUUGAUCAGGUGCCAGGGUUCCACUUCUAGAGCCGACAUCAAAGGAUCAAAAGGCGAUGUCACUUUCAUAUCUUUUGUUACAGUCUCGAGGAGUCAUCAUGUAUCUUUGCAAAAAACGUCCUUGUAUUUCACUGCCUAAGCAAAGCUGUUUUUUAAGAUAUUAAAUAAUGGAAUUAUAUUAUAGUCCAAGUCCUUUUGAAUUGUGUUGGCUUUCAUGAUUUUGUUUUGAUGGUAAUUGCUGUUUUGUCGGAACUCAUUGGUGCAUAGUUUUCAUGAGGGUACCAUCCGGUCUAUAGUCUUCCACUUUUUGACACAUUUUCAUCAUUUGGUUUGUUAAACGUCAAAGAAAUUCAGCCAGUCGUUCAUGCUCCAGAGCCCCACAUGCGGCAGACAAUACACUUACAUUACAAAUGGACCAUAGUAUUAAUCAAUUUGCUAUCAUUGAUAAAUUCAUCAGCUUUUAGCUUGUUGAAUAUCAUACCCAUCUCACGGGCAACAGAAUUCUCCAUAAUUGAUAGUGAUGGGUAGUAUGAAGGACUCGGGAACCAGAUUUUGAAAAAAAUGUAGUCUUGUCACAAUUGUUACUGUUUGUUAAAUAUUUUUGAUGAUGUAACAGCAGUAAUAUAAGAUAACAUCAUUUUGUUAUGGAAGUUUUAAUGUAAUGAAUAGUUUAAAAUUUAAAAUGUACGUGUGUGUGCCUUCUGUCAAUGUAUAUGUAUUUGUUAUGAGUUCUGUGAAAGAAGCCAAUAUGUUCCAGAAUUAAGAUAACCUUGCUGUGAGAAACUGAGCGGUUGCUAUUUUAAAUACAAUUGAGCAAAUAGUGGGCUCGAUUCCAGUGGUUUGUCCAAUAAUAAGUGCCGAAUUCUGCAUCCCUGAAUUCUGAGCCAAUUAGAUCACUCGAUUGUGGGGUUAAUUUCCGUUUAAAAAAUUAGUGAAUUCAGAUCUGAUGUAGUAUGAAGAUGUAGUUAUGUAUAUUUUAUUUUAUAUGAAUGAUGCAUUUGUUGAUGAUGUAUAGCAAUAAAGUAUUUUUAUUGUGAA